This is a messenger RNA of Symbiodinium natans, 3705 nucleotides long. NCBI's taxonomy places the organism in Eukaryota, Dinophyceae, Suessiales, Symbiodiniaceae. The record is from the annotation of a GenBank genome assembly.
AUGAAGACUGAGCUGGACCUACGGGCCUCUGGCGCUGACAAGGACGCGUGGAUGGCCGAGUUCAAGGAUAUGCUGUCACGACACGUGCAGGAAGCAGCAAAGGACCUUAAGAAGGAAGGAGAAGCCAGCAAGGGCUCCUUGCUGCGUCGCCCGUCUACUCGAUCCUUGGAAGGUCGAAAGCCGCAAGAGGACUCAGGCAACAGUGAGGACGACGCCAGUGCUUCCCCUGCGAGGAAGUUGCAAAGGGGUUGCUCGCGGAUGCUAGGAGAGGAAGACUCUGACAACGACCCAGCUACCGCUUCUACCAAGCGUUCCUCUCGCAAGCGUAGCACGUGGAAGCAGGAAGCUCGCGCCAGUGGAAACUGGAAGCUUACCAAUGACGACGACCUUUUCAAGGAUGGCUUCAGCAAUUCCGUGAAAGGGGCCUCUGGCAGGGGUGCUUCCUCUGUGGACACAGACAUCAGCAAGGCCGCAGAAGCCACUGAUGACCUUCCGGGACUGAAGUCCUUUCUCGCCGAGGACAUUAAGAUGUUCUUGUCCGUUGAGACAGAUGCAGAGUUUUUCUUCCAAGCCAUGCGGGAGGACAGCAUCCAGAAGCUCAUCCAGGCUGUAAAGGACGGCUGGGUGCCAGCCCCAAACACUGCUGGUCAGGCUGCUGCGGCCAUGCUCAACAACAUGUCCUGGAUGGGUCGCAACGCGGUCAAGCGACUCAUUAAACAGAUCUCCACAAACAUGGACGCUUAUGUGGACAAGGCCGCAAAGCACGUCUUUCGCAAGCUCAUUCCAGAUGACCUGACGCUUGAAAGUAAAGGGAACACUUCUGAGGGCGAACCAGAGGUCCCUGCCAAGAACAGCAAGAGCUCUGCAAGGCAGGGCAAGAUUCGUAACAAGGGCGAUCUUGGGGAUCUCGCAUCCUCAGGCAUGGAUGCUAGCGACCUUGCUCGCAUGGACUCCAGCGCAAUCUUGGACCUGGUCUUGCAGCUAACACAGGAACUCCGCUGUGGCCUUGUGUGCUUCUUCUGCGAGUCUCCGUGCACACGACAGGCAAGCAUGUUUUUCAGCACCCAGCACUAUGUUUUCUCUCAACGUCUGUUCGAAGCUGCGGUUUGCAUUUGUCUGUCUCUUUGCCAGACCUGCGAGGACUGGGAGAAGGAACUCACAAGCUUGGUGAUUCAGGUCCCUACGGAUGCUGAUGACAGGGGCUAUACGGAGGCUAUUGACCGCGUGCGGGACCUUGUGGCGAGGCGUUGGGUCGACAUACGGGCCUCCAGCCAAGAUGUGGCGUUGGUUGCCCAGCGCAUGUCCGAUUUUAGGGCUGCACUUGCUCCUCUGCUUGAGGUCCAUGGCCCUGAGAUACCGUUCGCUCCAUUCCCACACGUGCCCUCCGCAAGUCCGACUGCAAGUCCUGAGAAGCUACAGGAGCAGGAGCCCAGCAGCCCGGACUCACCUGGCUCUUCAAAGCCGGGAUGCUUGCCGCAUGACUUCACAUUCUUGCAGACAGAUCUUGGUGUCCAGACUGUACUGCUGGUCCCUGAAGAGAAUUCAUGUGAAGGCUACCGGCACUACCUCUCCGUAACAGAAUGGUGGCAGAGCAAGACUCCUUUCACGCAGUGGUACACGAAGAACUACACCAGUGUCUUUCUACCGCUGUGCCAGCAGUUUGAGGUGCUUCGACGGCCUACAUACAAGGGAGCUGUGCAAACGGGAAGCUCGCUCCCGGUGGAUGCCACCACCGUCCUCGGAACCUUUCUCAUCAUAGGCAGCAUUCUGCCAACAGCAACGCUGACUGCAGAUGCUGUGGCGUCAUGUGCCCGCAUUAUGGAAAGCCUGCUGAAACUCAUGAACCUGAACAUUGCCCUGCAACUGCUCCCGCACGAGCCCAUCUUCAGCUUGAUGCUAGAGGCUGGCCAAGCCAGCACCACUGACAUAAAGAGCAUGCUGAAGGAGAUGGACCUUUCUUGGUUCGCCAGGAAACUCCCGGCGAAAGUGGAACGACGCAUGCCGUUUACGUCUUUUCUGGUCGCUAUGCUGCGACUUCGUAAUGACUCGCACUUCUGGCAGAACCUCUACUUCCGCCGAAUGUUGAAGAGGUCACUUCACUUGUUUGCCCAGCAAGCAGAGGUGUGCUUGGCCACAAAGGUUACUAAAGAGUGCCCUGCUCCCGACGUACUGGCCAAGUACCACCCCUACAUGAAAUCCGCUCGCAUGCGCGGCAACCGCUCCUUGGAAGUCUCCCUUGUCAACAAAUUCAUGGUGCGAGGCGGUGGCUUUGUCAGCGCAAAGCAGGAAACGCAGCUUUCAGAGCUAGGACUGGUCAAGCAGAGGACAGCGUUUGCCAGUAGAACAUCGACAGAGUUUGUGGCACGUUCACUACAAAAGACAUCGACUUUUAUGCAGACUGUCAUUGACAGACAGAGCAUGAAGACUGUCAACGCUUGCUUUGACACCGCCCGCAUCUGUCACGAAGAUGUGCUUUCCCUUGUGUUUCGCAUGGAUGGCCACCACUUCGCUGGUACAACGCAGCUGAUUUCAUCCACCAGCUGCAGCAGCGCAGAGGCUGCUGAAGCAGCAGCUUCGAUGGCCGUGGCCGUUGCAGACGAACUACCUCAAAGAGGUUCCGCGCAGCUUUACCUGCGAAAGGAUGCCUUCAAGUUCAAAGAGUUCCGCACUGCUACCAAGCAGCUACUGUCUGCAGUCGCGAACUCUGUGCAGACAGCUCUCCCAGAGGGCUUCACUUUGCAGAGCGCCUGCCCCCCAAACCUUCUGAAGCCGGCGGGGCCGCAGUGCCAAAGGUACAGCUUCCGAGCAACAGAAGUCGAGGCACUGGGUCAAGAGGAUGAUGGCCUGGAGCAUUACUUUCUUUACGAUUUCGAGUCGCGCUCUGCGCAGCCUGACUACUACAAGAACGACGACUUCUACCACUUGUGCUUCGCGGCGGAUGAGGGCACGGAGGGAUGGUUGGGCUACCUGCACCUCGCUGCCCAGGGCUGUUGGGUCGCUUGGUGGAGUGAUCCUUUUCACAAGGCUGCUAGGAAGACGUCCCUGGCUCUGAAGAAUGUGCCUGGCGGGCAGUCUUUCCUGAAGGAUCUCAUGAAGCUAUACCGGUUCACCCGCGGGCCUUUCAAGUCGUCCAAGUUCGGAAAGCUGAUUUCCGAGGCUCGGGAUCACCUCCUGGCCAUACUUCAGAAGGACAGGACCCAUGAGGUUCUGACUCCGUGGCUGGCCGGCAUGGCCAGAGACUGCUCGAGUCCGCUGCGAGCUGCAAGUUUCGACCCAGACAACUUCGACCACAACACCGCGUACGAGUUUCUCAAGAAUGAGAAAGGUGGGGAAGGGUGCUGGGGAAGGAGGUUUUUCUGCUUUUGCUUGACACUGUCUUACGUGGAAGGUGGGGCCGGGGUAGUACACGUGCACUUGUCUAUCAUAGUCUCUUUCAUGCUUCGCGACAGUUUGUACAGCGGAUUGAAUUCUGCUGCCUGGGCAGGCCGCAUCCACGUGACAGGGAGUGCUGUGAAAGACAGUCGCUGGUUCUCCUUCUGGGACAAUGGAAUGGCGUGGGAUCGGCAGUGGCACUCGCUGGCCAUGUCCCACGCCUUUUCUUUUUGGCUGGAGGGCCGGAAUCCGUGGGCGUUGCAAACUUGUGAUGACGGCUCUGAGGACUCCCACAGCAUGCGUGCUUUCUGCUGGCACGCAGCUGGGAUGUAA